CUUCCAGCCUCACUGCCCCACGUCUACAAUACAGGGCUUACAGCUGUCCAUUGGCCAGACCUUCAGCUCACAUCGGCGAGGAGACCUUCCCAGUGAUCGUCUAGUCAUGUCAUCUUCUGCUCCUAGGGCGCUGUCGAACAGGGAGGAGGAUGCGCUCAUGAAGUCGGUCAAGGCGGAAGGACUAAAGAAGUGCGACGAUGUGGUCAAGCGCUUCGCAGAUUGCGCCUCGGGACGGACAGUCUCGGUUGCAUGGGCGUGCAGAGAUGAACACAAGGCAGUGCAGAGCUGUCUUUCUCAAUAUACAUCUCCAGACGCUCUAGAUCGUGCACGGAAGGAGUGGCUAAACUCGCAUAGGAGUUGAGGGUAGAAGACAUGAAAGGAGGAAAAGGGCUCAGACAGGGCGAGACUGUUCCCAUCGUCACGAUACCAUAUCAUACGCUUAGACACGCAAGAACAGAGUGACUAUUGAUG
Molecule: messenger RNA, 471 nt
Organism: Microstroma glucosiphilum
Lineage: Eukaryota; Fungi; Basidiomycota; Exobasidiomycetes; Microstromatales; Microstromataceae
Exons: 3
Coding region: 107-361 (84 amino acids)
Cellular component (GO): mitochondrion
Source: RefSeq, a predicted model, not a curated record